Messenger RNA from Perca flavescens (yellow perch), 1637 nucleotides. RefSeq names its product phospholipase A2 group III (gene pla2g3). The record is from RefSeq and is a predicted model, not a curated record. The transcript is spliced from 7 exons. Bases 1 to 1494 code for a protein of 497 amino acids. Gene Ontology annotation, biological process: arachidonate secretion; phospholipid metabolic process. NCBI's taxonomy places the organism in Eukaryota, Metazoa, Chordata, Actinopteri, Perciformes, Percidae. Gene Ontology annotation, molecular function: A2-type glycerophospholipase activity.
AUGACGCACAUCGCUCCUCUUCUCGCUGUCAUUUUCACAUCAUCACUCCUGCGCUGCGCGGCUGCAGAGGCAUCGAUCCUCUGCACCUGGACUAAGGUUUUGCCUAAUGAAGAAGUGCAUUUCAGUUUCCUCCGGAGAGACCCUCGGCAGGCGUCUCCAUCUCUGCGGUUCUACCACAGCGCCUGGUCCGGGGAGCGCGCUCUGCGCAGCUGCGCGUGGAGCGACGACGCAGCAGUGAUCCAGAACUAUUUAUCUCUGUGCCGGGAGCGCACGCACGAGUUCUCCGACCAUCCGGAUGGAAAGCUCGAUGUGGACUCCAUGUUGGAGACAGAGGAGCUGUGCGAGUCUGUGGCUGCCCUGGGGGACGGUGGGCGCCCGAGGCCGGCGAGGAGCGUCGGUGGACAUCAUCAGGGUCCAGCUGAAAGUUCAGAGGUCAGGGGCCAUCAGCGCGUAAAGCGCGGUUUCAUUGUGCCAGGGACUCUCUGGUGCGGCUCCGGCAACAAGGCGCCGUCAUAUGCAGAUCUGGGAGUUUUUGCAGAGACCGACAACUGCUGCCGUGAACACGACCAGUGCAAAAACACCAUCCUGUCCUUUCACUCCGAGUUUGGUGUCUUCAACAGCAACAUCUUCACCAUGUCUCACUGUGAUUGUGACAACAAGUUUCGCUCUUGUCUGAUGGAGGCCAAAGACCGCAUAUCCAAUGUGGUGGGAUACACCUUCUUUAACCUGCUGAAGAUGCAGUGCUUUAAGUUCUCCCACAAACUCCAGUGCAAAGAGAGAAACUGGUUUGGCAUCUGCAAAGACACCCAAAUGGCUCUAUAUGCUGAGGUUUAUCCGCCCAUGGCGUACGAGUCCCCUGAUCCAACCGAGGCCAGCAUGAACAGCUCCUUCACAAACACCACCAUACCCACAGACUCCAUCAAUGCUGCAGCGUUCACAGCCCCUACACCGUCAACGAGAAACACUUUACCGACCAAAAAACUAACUCAGUCUGAGCUGGAUAUCACAGAAAAGCAGCUGUCGUGUGCCGUCUAUAAGGAUCUGGACCAGUGCAGGAACAAGAUCCUUCCCCAGCGGAAGAGAUAUGGCCUCCACAACCCAGACGACAGGACGCUGUACCACUGCAACUGUACCACCAGGUUAUUCCAGACUUUGGCUAAACAGAGACAACUGACCGAAGUACAGGCUCUUCUGCUGGGACAUGUAUCUCAAUCCUGCUUCAUGGCGCAGAACUGCACAGCAGGCAAAAUCUGUCCAUCAGUUGUGGUGAAAGCAGAGCUUCCUCGGCUGGAGCAGAGCAGCAGAGCAGACACGGAGGAGGAGCGCCAUCUACAGGUUGUCCAACUGAAGGUCAGGAGGCCAAUCAUGAGGAGAGCUAAGAGGAAAGACAGAGCUAUCAGGCUUCACAAACUGUGUCUCAGGAUGGUCCGGCCCAAACUCAACCAGAACAAGACCAGAACACACGGUCAGGGCGCACAUCAGCCAGCUGUGUGAGGAAGAGCGCUCGUAUGAGUGCGAAUAGCCUACUAUGGAGAGUCAAAGGGUUCAAUGUUAAAUAGAUAAAUAACACAUUAUUUACGUUUCAUUCCAGCACUUUGUACGUCACAUUUUCCUUCCUCCAAAGUCUGUUGAUAUCU